Molecule: messenger RNA, 1140 nt
Organism: Heterobilharzia americana
Lineage: Eukaryota; Metazoa; Platyhelminthes; Trematoda; Strigeidida; Schistosomatidae
Source: the annotation of a GenBank genome assembly
GCCUUAAUUAUGCCUAGAUCUGUCUGUUAAAAAAGUGUUUAAAUACUACUAAUAUACACUUCACCUUAGUAAAAUAGAUAUUUAGAAAUCAGUGAAUUAUAACAGAGGAAUGUAAAACUUUUGAAUUUUCUGUAUUACUUACUAAAAAUAGUGUUUAUUGCAGCUAACAUAAAUAGAUUGAAUUCUUUUCAUUGGAAUUCAUCUUUUCGAUUACAGUGAUCUGUCUGAAGAAAUUCUGGGAUCAGUUUCUAUUUUAUUUGUUAAAUUUCUACCAAAUAUAACGCAAUACUCAAUUCUCUUACACCUUGGCUUUUGGAAUUAUGUGCAUUAUGAACCAGAAUUCGAAAUACUUUUGGAUACUGCUUUAUAUUCUACUGAAUAUUUUGAACAGACACUACUGCUUAACUAUCCAGUGCUACAGAUGCAAGUUUUGUCCUGAAUUAAAUGGCACGGUUGAAGUAGUUAGUGGUUGCACAACAUGCACAUUUUAUGGAACAUACCCCGAAAUUUUCAGAAAUUGCUUGUUAAGCGACAAGUGGCUACCUCAGAAUGGUGCAAAACCUCAUGAAGGUCAUUGUUUUACAGAUCUGUGUAAUGUAAAGAAAUUUAGUCCAACCACUGAAGAACCUAGCCAUCGUGAACCGACUGAAAAGAUACCGGUAAACAUCAUGUGCUAUGCAUGUACAAAAUGUACAAAGGGUCAACAAACAAUUCAACAUUCUUGUGGUGCAUGCGCAACCCAUUUGAAACCAGGAUAUACUGACAAGUAUUGUCUCAACUCAUGUGACGAAGCUCCAGAUGAACAAGGAAUGUAUUGCUGCACAACUGAUCUGUGUAACGGAAUGACAAAAUUGAAUUUUCAUGGAAGUGCCAUCAUCUUUAUACUUGUGCUCACAGGAAUCAAUGUCUUCAUUCUGUAGAACAGUGAGAAACUGAUAACCCUCACAUGACACAACUCACACAUGACCAUUUUCACAAAACAUUCAACAUAAGGAGACUAGCUUCUCAUCCAUUUGCUUGUUCCACUCCAUCUCAUAUUUGCAACUCAAUCAUAGCUUGCAUCAUUGACUAUUUUGAGUUUAAUCCCUUCAACACUUUACACAAUUAUGGCAUUUGAAUAAAAUAUUUCGACGAUAAGUG